AUGGCCACUUCUAUUGCAAAUAAGAAGGACAAUUUCGAUUGGCUCAUUAAAAUUCUAUUGAUAGGGGAUUCUGGUGUAGGAAAAACGAAUGUGUUAUUAAGAUUUUGUGAAAAUAAUUUCUAGCAAACAUACUUAUCAACAAUUGGAAUAGAUUUCAAAAUAAAAUCAAUUGAUGUUGAAGGUAAGAAAAUCAAGAUGUAAAUUUGGGAUACUGCAGGGUAAGAGAGAUUUAAGACAAUUACUUAGACAUAUUAUAAAGGGGCAAUGGGAAUUAUUCUUGUAUAUUCCAUUGAUGAUAAGGACUCGUUUACUAAUAUUUCCAGCUGGAUGAAUCAAAUUAAGCAACAUGCAAGUGAAAAUGUUUGUAAAUUGCUUAUAGGGAAUAAAAUUGAUGUGCCAAAUAGACAAGUCUCAAAAGAAGAAGGGGAAGCAUUAGCAAAGUAGUAUGGAGUUCCAUUUUUUGAAACUUCAGCCAAGGAUGGUACAUAAGUGGCAGAAGCCUUCAUUGCAAUGGCCAGGGCAGUCAAGGCUAAUCUAUAAAAUGAAAAAUCACCUAAUCCAAGUAAUCCCUAAAAUGGACCAUAAUAAUUAAAACCAAAUAAUGGUGCAGAUGAAGAAAAAAAGAAGACUGGGUGUUGUUGAAUUGAAUAAAAAUAAAAAACAAUAAAUAAUUUCAUCUUUUAAUUA
This is a messenger RNA of Paramecium tetraurelia, 687 nucleotides long. RefSeq lists its product as uncharacterized. Lineage: Eukaryota; Ciliophora; Oligohymenophorea; Peniculida; Parameciidae. Gene Ontology annotation, molecular function: GTP binding; GTPase activity. Gene Ontology annotation, biological process: regulation of exocytosis; protein secretion. The transcript is spliced from 2 exons. The record is from RefSeq and is a predicted model, not a curated record.